AUUUUAUUUGGCGUUUCUCUAUGGGUGGCAUGUGUACAAGAUUAAGUAAGAUAAUCUGUUAAGACAGUUGAUCUUGAAUUCUUGAUCAUGGAUCUUUUUCCUUAAACACUCGACUGAGUCUUUCGUUCUCCGCAUAAAUUAAUGGCUCAAUUUCUCCAAUUUCACCCGCCAUAUUCUUCCUCUCGAUCCCCUUCCCUCUUUCACCUCAACCUCAAAAUCCCCACAUUCAGCCAUGGCCAAAUAUUGCACACCAGCCGCUGUCCGGUUCGUUUCCCCAUCAAACCAUUCUCCGCACUCGCGGCGAGCGCCGCCGAACCCGGCGGUCGCCUCUCUCCGCUGAUCAAACUCGCCUCCGUCACCGCACUCAAACCCUACCUGCAACCGGAAUGGCGGCCGAUCCUCUCCGGAUGGCUGUGCAGCGCCGUUUCUGUCUACUCGCUUUCCAAAAUCGUCCCUUUGGCCGGAAAACUCUCCUCCGCAAUGGGCGCUGCGAGUUUGAUGGGCACAAGGAAGGAUAUUCUGGUGUUGGGGGCUUUUGUUCUGACUAGAAUCGUGGCGAAUUAUUUGCAGGAGGCUUUUCUGUGGGAGGCAGCGUUGAGCUGUGUGUACGAGAUUAGGGUUCAUGUGUUCAAUAGGGUUUUGCAGAGGGAUUUAGGGUUUUUCGAGAGUGAAAGAGGAAUUUUGCCUGGGGAUGUUGCGUACCGGAUCACAGCGGAGGCCGAAGAUGUAGCUGACACAGUGUAUUCUCUUAUCAAUACAAUUGUACCGAGCACUCUACAGUUAUCAGCUAUGGCAUCUCAGAUGUUGAUCAUAAGCCCCAUGCUGUCUCUAAUUUCUGCUUUGGUGAUUCCCUCAAUGACUCUCUCAAUUGGAUGUCUAGGAGAAAAGCUUCGUGCACUAUCCAACAUGGCGGAUCUUAGUACGGCUGCUCUGUCAGCUUACCUAAAUGAGGUAUUCCCUUCAAUUCUUUUUGUGAAGGCAAACAAUGGUGAAUCCAAUGAGCGUAUUAGGUUCCAGUCGCUUGCUUCUGCUGACCUUUCUGCGUGUGCCUGCUCACUGUUGGUUUCAAGAGGCUCAUUCGAUUGUUCCGCCAUAGGUUCUUUCUUGACAUCGCUGAUUCUUUUGAUUGGCCCAGUUCAGGGUGUGGGAAAAGCAUACAACGAGUUGAAACAAGGAGAACCAGCUAUAGAGCGGUUGUUUAAUUUGACCUUGUUCAACUCAAAGCAUGCAAACCAGAUGAUUGAGAAACCAGAUGCACUUGAUUUAAAUUCUGUUGCUGGUGAAGUGAAAAUUUGUGACCUCUCGUUUUCAUAUGGAGAGGCUUUGGCACCUGUUUUGAACUGCCUCGAUCUUCAUAUCAAAGCUGGUGAGACAAUUGCUCUAGUUGGCCCAUCGGGUGGCGGCAAGACGACACUUGUGAAACUUCUGCUUCGUUUAUAUGAACCUCUUUCUGGUUCGAUAUUGAUAGAUGGCCAUGAUAUUCGAAAUAUUCGGUUAGAGAGCUUAAGGAGACAUAUUGGUCUGGUCUCUCAGGACUCAGUACUUUUUUCAGGAACUAUAGCUGAGAACAUUGGGUACAGGGAUUUAAUAAGCGGCAUUGAUAUGGACAGAGUAGAAAUUGCUGCUAAAACUGCAAAUGCUGAUGAGUUCAUAAAAUGUCUUCCCGAUCAGUAUGAAACCAAUGUCGGGCCCAGAGGCUCGAAUUUCAGUGGCGGCCAAAGGCAAAGGCUAGCAAUUGCAAGAGCACUCUAUCAGAACCCAUCUAUUCUUAUUUUAGAUGAAGCAACUUCUGCAUUAGACAGCCGAUCUGAGCUACUGGUUAGACAAGCUCUUCAACGCCUAAUGCAAAACCGCACGGUGUUGGUCAUUGCACAUCGGCUGGAAACUGUGCUUAUGGCAGAAAGAAUAUUCUUAUUAAACAAUGGGAAGCUGCAGCAACUGAGUCAUUCUGCUCUGAGGGAUGGGCAAUUGAGUCAAUCUGCUCACUUGCGACUGCACGUAUACACUAUGAUCUGCGUUCACAUGCUUAGCAAUGCUGAACAGUGAAAACUUGAUGAGAUUUGAGAGAGAAUAAAAUUUGGGUUGAAUUUUUAUUUUAUAAUAUUUAUGCACAAUUCUGAAAUUCAAAUAA
Messenger RNA from Striga asiatica, 2131 nucleotides. NCBI's taxonomy places the organism in Eukaryota, Viridiplantae, Streptophyta, Magnoliopsida, Lamiales, Orobanchaceae. The record is from the annotation of a GenBank genome assembly.